Molecule: messenger RNA, 1982 nt
Organism: Durio zibethinus
Lineage: Eukaryota; Viridiplantae; Streptophyta; Magnoliopsida; Malvales; Malvaceae
Gene: PUR2
Product: Glycinamide ribonucleotide (GAR) synthetase
Biological process (GO): purine nucleobase biosynthetic process
Molecular function (GO): phosphoribosylamine-glycine ligase activity; ATP binding; metal ion binding
Source: RefSeq, a predicted model, not a curated record
UGGACACUAUAAACAAAGGGAUGAGACUUGGAAACUGACCACAUUCAUUUCUAUUUCCUACAAAAAAAUUUACUGUGUUUUGAGUUGGAACUGCCAUCUCGAACUUCCUUGUUGGCACUUGAAGAGAAAGCAUGGCCUUUACAACCCUCAGCCUGUCUUCUUCUCUAAAACUUGUUACCAACAAUAAUAGCUUCGACAACGGCUUCUUUGGUUCUCAAUUUGCCAAGUCUUUUUUAUCAUCAAAAUUGUUCCUUGGGAAUUCUUCUUUCUCAGUGGGAACUCUCGGUUUCACUAUCAAUCAUCAUAUCUCGUGUCGCCCCCACAUCAAUGGCUCACGAUGGUCCUCUACUGCCUUCAGAUGUUUUGCCCAGAAAUCAGAGCCCUCGGUUUCAAUUGAUGGCUACGGCAGUAACGGUGCUUCCGAAAGAGUGGUUGUGCUAGUUAUUGGCGGCGGAGGAAGAGAACAUGCACUUUGCUAUGCAUUGCAGCGGUCUCCUUCUUGUGAUGCUGUCUUCUGUGCACCAGGCAAUGCGGGGAUUUCCAGCUCAGGGAAUGCAACUUGUAUUCCUGACCUUGACAUUUCUGAUAGCUCAGCUGUGAUUUCUUUCUGCCACAAAUGGAGUGUGGGUUUGGUUGUUGUUGGACCAGAGGCUCCCCUUGUUUCAGGUCUUGCAAAUGAUUUGGUAAAGGCUGGAAUCCCUACUUUUGGUCCUUCAGCAGAGGCUGCUGCUUUGGAAGGUUCUAAGAACUUCAUGAAGAGUAUAUGUGACAAAUAUGGGAUUCCUACUGCUAAGUAUCAAACAUUUUCAGAUGCAGCAGCUGCAAAGCAAUAUAUUGAAGAGCAAGGAGCUCCUAUUGUUAUCAAAGCAGAUGGAUUGGCUGCUGGAAAAGGUGUUAUCGUUGCUAUGACUCUGGAAGAGGCAUAUGAAGCCGUUGAUUCGAUGCUUGUUGAGGGUGUUUUUGGAUCUGCAGGUUGCCAGGUCGUUGUUGAGGAAUUUCUUGAAGGAGAAGAAGCAUCAUUCUUCGCCUUGGUGGAUGGGGAGAAUGCCAUACCUCUGGAAUCUGCUCAAGACCAUAAACGGGUUGGAGAUGGUGACACAGGUCCUAAUACUGGUGGGAUGGGGGCAUACUCUCCAGCACCAGUCUUAACUAAAGAACUUCAAUCUUUGGUCAUGGAAUCCAUUAUUCUCCCAACAGUGAAAGGAAUGUCAGCAGAGGGAUGCAAAUUUGUUGGGGUUUUGUAUGCUGGACUAAUGAUCGAGAAGAAGUCUGGCUUACCCAAACUAAUUGAGUACAAUGUGCGCUUUGGAGAUCCGGAGUGUCAGGUUCUGAUGGUUCGUUUGGAGUCUGAUCUUGCAAAAGUUCUGCUAGCAGCUUGUAGAGGAGAGCUAAAGGGGGUCUCACUAAACUGGUCCCCUGGGUCUGCCAUGGUAGUAGUAAUGGCAAGCAAGGGUUACCCUGGCUCCUAUGAGAAAGGGUCUGUAAUUCAGAAUCUUGAAGAAGCAGAACAUGUUGCUCCUUCUGUCAAGAUAUUCCAUGCUGGGACUGCAGUUGAUUCGGAGGGAAAUUUCAUUGCUACAGGCGGCCGUGUUCUUGGGAUUACUGCUAAGGGCAGAGAUCUUGAAGAAGCACGGGAUGAAGCUUACCAAGCAGUUGAAGAAAUCAACUGGCCGGGAGGAUUCUACCGGCGGGAUAUUGGAUGGAGAGCACUUCCCCAGAAGCAAUUUGCCAGAAAUGCCUAGUUUUUUAACAUUAAAAUACCGUGGACUACUUGAGUAGGCAUCUUACAAUGUGAUGUUUUAUAACUGGCUCUUACACCAAGUGAAAAUUUAAAAUCACCUAUGAAAGAGUGAUAAAAGAAACUUACCAGUCGGCCAAAUAAUUGUCACCCGAAAGUGCUAUGUUUCUUGAAAAUCCUUUCAUCCGUUUCUGUGUGAUGAAGGAAAUAAAAAAUAAUAAUAAUAAAAGUAAAACCUUCUAUA